Molecule: messenger RNA, 1638 nt
Organism: Peronospora farinosa
Lineage: Eukaryota; Oomycota; Peronosporomycetes; Peronosporales; Peronosporaceae
Source: the annotation of a GenBank genome assembly
AUGGGUGCGGUCAAUAGCGUGUGCAAACUAACGGUCGAUAGUAUCGCGCUAUUGGAGCAACUCGAGCCCAAUACGACCGAGAUCGCAGCCAAACGCGCCGUACAGCGUCACGUACAACAGUUACUAAAGCAACAUUGGCCCACAUGUCACGUGCUGCCCUUUGGAUCGUCCGAGAGCGGUCUCGGCUUUGGUGGAUGUGACGUCGACCUCGGUAUUUAUUUUGAGGACGUGAAUGUGGACGCUCAAGGCCAAUUCUCGCCUCAGGAGCGCGUGGAGUUGCUAACUACCGCGUGCGAGCGACUUUCGGGACCUUUUCAAGUGCAGGAGUUCAUUUGCAAUGCGCGCGUACCGGUAAUUAAACUCUGGGAUCCCAAGCGGCAGGUGGCGUGUGAUGUGUGUGUGGGCGAUGUGAACGCUCUGCUAAACACGGCGCUGCUCAAGUACUACGGUCAGGUGGAUCCUCGAAUACGUCCCUUAGUGUUUGCCGUCAAGUAUUGGGCCAAGCAACGAGGCAUCAAUGACUCGGCCAACGGCACGCUAAGCUCCUACGGAUAUACGUUGUUGUUGAUCUUCUACUUGCAGUCACAUUACGCAGAAAUGCAGCUGCCAGCGGUGCACUCUUGUUUUCACGACUUGCAGUCGCAGACGAAGGUCUCCGUACUACUGGAGCGCUUGCAGUCGUUCUCGAUGAUGGAUGUGCCGUCUACAUUUGGGACGUCGAAAAUAAACUCAGUUGGAGCACUACUUGCUGGAUUUUUCGAUUUCUAUGCGCAUCACUUCAGUAUGGAGAACGAGGUGGUUAGCGUCCGCAUGGGAAACGCGUUGUCAAAGACGACCAAGUGGAGCUACCCCGUGUUUUGGCGACUAAGUAUUGAAGACCCAUUUGAGUUAGCUCACGACGUGGGACGCGUUGUUUUUCACAGGAAGGGCCAGGAUCUUAUUCAAUCAGAAUUCAAGCGUGCAAGCGAUCUGUUGGAUCGAGACCAUCGUCUUGAGCACAUUUGCGUGCCUGACGAAACCUCGUGGAACCUCAGGGCAACGUGUUACAUUUGCUGCGGCAGAGACCACGCCACCCGGAACUGCGGUCAAUUGCGUUCGAAACUUGGCGAGGGGUGCAAUACGAUGUCACACUUCUCCGACUGCUGGUAUUGCGGCGAUUACGGCCACUACAAGGUAGAGUGCCCGAUGCUCUUUUUUCGCGACAUACCUCGUCCAGUCUGCGUGACAGAAACAACGUCUGAGUCAAGCUUGAUUCAAACUAUAAGAUUUGCCCCACCAGCUUCCCCGCCUAUCGCAAUCUCCGUGCCGCCUGUUUCGAAGACGGGAUCGCCUCGCGUCUGCAAGGAUCGUCCUUGGGAGCGGAAUCUGAGUCCAAGUAACUCGCCAAUGCUUCGCUUAUCUAGGAAGAAGAAACGUGCGUAUAACGGCUCCACGUCUUCAACUUCAUUUUCGUCGGGGAAUUGGUCGUCAAAUGGUCAGUCGCAGGCAGAGAAGCGUCAACAGCAGCAACGGUAUCAUCAGCAACGACAAGAGCAGCGCCGUCGGAAUUUUGCACUUCUUGCUCUGACACGGAAGUGUGGUGGCAGUAACACUCGCAGCGCCAUGUCACAGAUUAGCAAGGUGAUGUGUCCAUCCUAG